UCUCUCUCAGAAAAAUAGUUUCAUCUCAUUCUUCACUUCUCAACCAUGGAGUUCAUGUACAAUAUUCUCCUUUAUUCUCUCUUCUUACUUUCCUUCUAUACCAUCUCCGUCUCUUCUCACCUUUUCUCUCCCAUCGAUAACUACCUCAUCAAUUGCGGCUCCACCGCCGCCGCCACCCUCGUCGAUAACCGCCCAUUCGCCGGCGACAUCGCCGGAAAACACUUGUCCUCCCGCGCCGUUUCGAUCCGAAACGAAAACCCCUUUCCUGGAUUGCCCCCAAUCUACGGCACCGCUAGGGUUUUCACUAGCCCUUUCAGGUACGCGUUCCCCAUCAGAGACAGAGGGACCCACAUGGUGCGCCUUCACUUCCACGCCUUCGAUUCCUCGAAACUCGAUCUGGGUCGCGCUCAAUUUCACGUCUUGGUUGAUGGGCAUGUCGUUUUGAGCAAUUUCAGCCGUUUGAUGAGUGGUGCUGAAAGAAACCCUAGGAUCCUGGAGUAUCUGAUCUGGGUCGAUGCUGAAAAGCUCGUGAUUGUGUUUGUGCCUGGUAAAGAUUCGAAAUUGGCGUUUGUGAAUGCCAUUGAGGUGAUUUCUGCACCCAAAGACCUUGUCCCUGACACUGCACAGUUUGUGAGUUCUGAGAACGUAGAGAGUUUUGAUGGUUUAAGCAAGCAAGCUCUUGAAGUUGUUUAUAGGGUCACUGUUGGGGGUCCUAAAGUUACCCCUUUUAAUGAUUCAUUGUGGAGGACUUGGGUUCCUGAUGAUGAGUUCUUCAGAUCAAGUGUUGGGAUUGAAAAACUUUACUUUGGUGGUAGGAUCAAGUAUCACAGUGGAGGGGCUAGUCGUGAGGUUGGGCCUGAUAAUGUGUAUAAUAGUGCACGGUUGAUCAGAAGUAAGAAUGAUUCUGUUCCUAAUGUUAAUAUGACUUGGGUGUUUCCUAUCAUUGGGGGAUAUAAAUACCUGGUUCGAUUGCAUUUCUGUGAUAUUGCUAGUAUUUCGCUUGGUUUGUUAUAUUUCAAUGUUUAUGUUAAUGGGUAUUUAGCAUAUAAAGAUUUGGAUCUCUCUUAUAUUACAAAUUCACUGGCUUCGCCGUUUUAUGCCGACUUUGUGGUUGAUGGAAACAGCAGUGUAGGGGCAUUGACUGUUACUGUAGGUCCUUCAAAGAGCAGCAUUCCUCAUGUCAUUGAUGGUAUAUUGAAUGGAGUUGAGGUUAUGAAGUUGAACAAUUCUCACAAUAGUCUUGAUGGAGAAGUUUGUGCUGAUUUUGUUCUGAAGAGCUGGUCAAGGGGGAGUACAGGUGUUUUGCUUACUUUGGUGGCUGCUGUGUGCAUUGUGUUAAGCUUAUCCAUAGUGAUUCGUAGGAGGAUGAUUGGGUCACGGGAAUCUUUAUCGUGGUCAAGGUUGCCUGUGAAUUUAUCGGAGGAUAAUGUUAAGAUUGGCAAUAUUUAGUUUUAUCAAAAGCAAAGAAAGAAAGAUUGGCAAUAUUUAGUCAGCAAGGAAAUAAGUUGUGUGUAAACUAUGAGGUAAUAUAGCCAUCUAGGUGGCUUUCAUAAGAAAAGAGAAGAAAUAUGAAGGAACAUACUGCGGAUCAAGCUAGAAAGGAUGGCAGAGUUUCAAAGCCUGACGAAAUACCAACUUUUUAAGGGAUUGUUGUAUUGUAUUUAAGUUGCCUUACUUGUUUAUAUCAUAAUAGUAAGUAUUAAGGGAUACCUUUUUACUCUUCUUUGCUUUUUUAUCAUUGUUCAUUUUGCUUUGUUUUGUAAUGUUGUAGCUUUCAUGAUAGUAACUGUUUGAACAUCUGAAAAUAUUUAUGUAACUUUCAUAUGGAGUGUUAAAUGUUAAUAUAAACUGAUAUCCAAAAUUAUCUGUUUUGGAUUUCUUG
This is a messenger RNA of Gastrolobium bilobum, 1882 nucleotides long. RefSeq names its product probable receptor-like protein kinase At5g24010. Gene Ontology annotation, molecular function: protein kinase activity. NCBI's taxonomy places the organism in Eukaryota, Viridiplantae, Streptophyta, Magnoliopsida, Fabales, Fabaceae. The transcript has a single exon. Bases 46 to 1449 code for a protein of 467 amino acids. The record is from RefSeq and is a predicted model, not a curated record.